GAGGAGUUGAGAACUUGCCGGGCCAGCUCUUUUUUCCCCCCACCUGCCAUGGCAGGCUGGUCCCGUGAAGCAGUUCUGCUCCUUUAUCGCACACUUCUGCGCCAAGGGCGCCAGCUGCAGUUUACAGACCGUGAUUUCUAUACUUCGUGUGUGCGACGGGAGUUCAGGAAACAUCAGAAUCUGACACGGCUGGAGGACAAGGAGAAGCAGCUGGAGAAAGGACAGUUCUUCCUUAGGACCAAGCUUGGUGGACUGGUCUAACAUCACACACAGUUGAUCUCUUGUCAGUCUGCACUUCACUUUGCAGAAAUCAUGGCAGGAGCUGGAGAAAAGAAAGGCAAGAAGGAUGACAAUGGGAUUGGUACUGCUAUAGAUUUUGUGCUCUCUAAUGCCCGAUUGGUACUUGGCGUGGGAGGAGCUGCCAUGCUAGGAAUAGCUACUUUGGCAGUGAAACGGAUGUAUGAUAGGGCCAUCAGUGCCCCUGCCAGCCCCUCCCGGACCAGCCAGUCAGGUAAACGAAGUUGGGAAGAGCCUAAUUGGUUAGGCUCAUCUACACGACUUCUGAACAGUGACAUGAAGACCUCUGUAAGCCGCAGUCUGCAAACACUCCCUACAGAUUCCUCUGCAUUUGAAUCAGACCCUGUUUGUCCUAAACCACCAACUAGGAAGUCACAAAUGGACCUGAAGAAGGCUCGUCUGCGGCUGUCCCUUCAAGAGAAACUUUUUGCUUAUUAUAGAAAACAUGUGGCCAUCCCACCCACGGAGCAAAGUUGUGCUAAGCAAGCUGCUGUUGACAUCUGUGCCGAACUGCGUAAUUUUAUCAACAAUAAGUUCCCAGAUAUGCAGUUGCGAGAUAUGCACCUCAGUGGGAGUCUCUACGAUGACCUGCAGGUGGUAAGAGCUGAUCACAUUCAGCUAAUGGUGCCGCUCUUGAUGGAAAAGAAUUUGUGGUCAUGUGUCCCAGGGGAGCAGACCAUCCUUAACUUACCUGGAUUCUGCCUUGUUCGUCGGGAGAAUGUGGAGUACUUCCCUAGAGGUACUAGCUACUGGGACCGCUGUGUUGUAGGCGGUUACCUUUGUCCCAAGUCUGUCAUAGCUACAUUUGAGAAAGUAGUAGCAGGAUCAAUAAACUGGCCAGCCAUUGGUAGUAUACUGGGGUAUGUAAUUCGACCAGUGGUACCAUCAGAGAGCCUAAUCCUGGAGGUUCAGUAUGAGGAAGAUCGGAGGCUUUUUAUAGACUUCUUGCCUUUGGUAGUACUUGAGGAGCAUGCAGCAGUAGCCAAGGCGCACAGACUGCCACAUUAUGGAAAUAUGUGGAGGCUUAGCCAACGUGGAGCUGAAACUGCUGCUUUGAUGGGGCGGGAUCAACAGGAUUCAGGGUGUCGGUGCCUAUGUCUAAAGAUCCUAAAAGCCAUCUGUCGCUACAAUCUGCCACUCUCACAUCUCACUGCCUCUCACCUAACAAACAUCCUCCUCCAUACCUGUGAGAAGGAGUCAGACUGGUCACAUGGGGUUCUGGCUGACCGAUUUCUCCAGGUUCUCAGAGAAACCGUGGGCCAUCUAGAGAAAGGAGCUUUGUCCUCUGCCAUGGACCCAAAGGUGGACCUAUUUUCAGAACUCACUGCAGAGGAGAUUGAUGAGAUGGGCUAUUUUCUCUACUGCUCCUUGUCAGAACCUGAGGUGCUUCUUAGGACAGAAGAUUGAGAGCUAGGGAUGGGCUGGUGACAGAAGAUUACAGCCGCUGAACCCUGACCAUAACUUUUAUGGUGUACAAAUGGUGAAAGCAAGAUGAUGGCUCAUGGCAUUCUUGUCACAUAUUUUUUUCCUCUAUAAGGCUAAUUCCACAGUGAAAUGUAAGAAAUAUGGCACGUUCUGUCAGUCCUUGUGCUCUCAGGUGCUAUCAAGGCUCUUACUAUUCCCUCCUUGCCUGCAGUCACUUCCUAUUCAAAUAAAUAGGAACAGUCUGUGCAGCUUUCCUUCUGCUAGAAGCACUGCAGGCAGGGGGCAGGGACCUUUGAUGCCUGAGAGACCAGUGGCAGUCAGGAUGCCUGUUGUGCCAUAGGGGUUAUUUCUGUUAGCUGUGCACAUACUGUGGCAUUGCUGUGUAACAGUCAGCUCAUUCAUACAUGUUCUCUGGUGUUUCUGCUGUUUCAUGACUUUUCCCAGCAUCUCUCUGCUAGAUAAGCUGUGGGGUGGGGCUGGAAUAUGCUGGGGUUUCCAGUCUCACGAGGGUUGGAAUAACAUGGUAUCUGUUGCCUACCCCUUUGGUUUAAAGUGUGGUCUAGACUUGACUUUAUGCUAUAAUGCUCCCUUUAUUCAGACUCCUGCUGUGUGCUUCCUUGCUGUUUUGGUUUUUUGUUGCCCCUUGCUAACAAAAUCUAGAGUUACAAGCUAAAUACAGCAUCACUGCAUAUAUAAUAGGUAUUAUGUUACAGGUAUGUUACACAGGUUUUCCUGCCAGCAGUAUUGGCUAUUUUGAGUAGUAUUCAUAUUUUUAUAGCAGUCGGUGCUCUGGGAAAUAAGGUGGGUGUAUGACGAAUAUGCAACACGUUAAUGGCCAUUUGGGUGGUAGAGUUGUCACAUAUUUGCUCAAGGCUGCUAUUCCUCAGAACUUGACUGGGUUUAGGAUGCUUUGCUUUAAAAUAGUUUGGCAGCAUGGUUUAGGCCAGCAUAUUAUAGUCAUUUAAGGGGGAACUAAACCCCCUUGCAUUUUUAACCACAGUCCAGUCAAAGCAAAUCCUAAAAACAUCUUCUUACCUGUCCUGGUCUCUCCUGCCUUGUUACCUCAGACUCCAUGGCUUGCCCUGUAGCAAACAGAACACAUGUAUUAUUUGCACAACUAUUACUUCUUACUGGCUUUUUAUGGGAGAUAACAGCUAUAAAACCAACAUAGAUCUGUUUCCUGAUAGACUGUGCUGAUUGCAGUAAGUUAGCGCAUACUGGGCACACUGUUCUUCCAAAGACUUUCCCAUGUGCAUCAGUUGGUAUGCAAGGUUUAACCCCUUACUGUUUCUUUGCAUCAUAACUACCUCUGCUUGGGAAGGGAUAAGCCUCUUGCUUUGCGCCUAAGGAAAUUUACAAUAGUGAAACCCAUUGACUUUUUAUCAACAGUGUUCUUGGUCUUCAGUGCAGGGUCUGUUGUAGGGAUGAUAGCUAUUUACUGUUACUCCUCAAGGGAUUCUCCAAGGGAUUUCCACAUUUAUAUAUAUAAAUCCCCUUUCAUUUUAUACACAUGCAUGAGAUACUGGUUUCACAAAUUAAUCUAUUUUAAAGGUUUUCUAGGUUUUUGUGUCUCAGGUGCUGUAUUUUUGAUGGGAAGGAAGCAGUUGCGUGACCAGGAGACAAAACAUUUGACAUAAACUCUCAAUACAAUCAAACCGCCAUUUUAAAUACUCCUUUAUUCAACAGCACAGAUUAUUCUUAGGCAAAUAUAAGAUUUUUACUUUAAUGCAAUUCUAUGUAUGGGAUCUAUUAUUUAGAAACUAAUCAUAGAGAAAGCUCUCAGAUAUGGCACUGCUAUUUCCCAUAGGGUCCACUUAAUUUAUAGCUCAUUUGCUAUUUUUCUGUAAUAAGACAGUGCCUUGUAUUUAUGGCAACUAAACUGCAUCAAUCCAUAAUGGUAACAAAACAAUGUUUUUUACAAUGUAAAUGAUUUCUUUUGGAAGCUUUAAGGUAUGUUGCUCCACAAUACAAGCAACCCAGGUCCAAAGCUUUUCUGAUAAUAGAUCCUAUAACUAUAUGCUUUUAACGGUAGGCAGUAAACUGCAAUACAACACUGCAUGAUGAAAGUAAAUAAUAAUUCUAAGCAGAUUUCCAAUAUUUAUACAUUCCACAGUAAUAACACAUUUUCAUUGAUAUGGAUAAAUCUAAUUCUUAUUGAAAACUUUACAACUGUCCUUUGCAAUUCUUUGCACUACUGUUUCUAACUACACAUACAAUUAAACCAGUGUUUCUGUAGUCUGCUUUUCUCCAGCCAAGGUUCCUGCUCCCACAAUGCCUUGCACGUAUGAAGCCAAGUCAGACAUGUGCAGUGCAUGGUAAGCAAUGUAAAGCUUACUGCUACAGCGUCAUCAUUUCAGGCAUAUGUGUAGUCAGGACUAGCAGUGCGUAGAAAGAUACUGCUUUCAAUUGCAGUUAUAUUCACUAAUUACCCUAAAAAUAAUUGGAAACUUGUACUUAAUGGAUAUUGGAAAGCUGCUUAGAAUGAACUAUGCCUUCAGCAUACAGCAUUAUAUAUUUCACCUUUCUUAAGGCCCACCCAAUAGUGUGUGGGGCUAGUGUACUCACGCAGUAGCCCCCAGGCUUCUUAUGUACAUUCUCACAGAUGUUGGCGCCACUUGUAGGGAAGAAAUAAAGGGUAUGUGCCUCGCCAACAUGCAGUCCAUACACUCAGCAUAUUUAAAUAUCACUAUGUGGCACUGAGAGUUGGGUUGUGUGUGAAAAAUUGUAAAAAAAAAAAAAAAGUCUCUUGUAUAAGGCCUGAUUUUAAUGGCAUUGGUUUUAGCGCGUUGAUAUGUAAUAUUUAUUGUACACACAUUAUACUUCUUUAACUACUUGACUGUGCUGCUAUUUCUAGUAACAGAGCUACAUAUGAAUUGAAGACAUUGCAGCAGUAAUGAUUCAUUUUACAAAUCCAGACCUGGCGGUGAGGCCGCUUCACACAUUGGGUUGCACCACCCACUCAGACAUUAGGGUUUGGCUUCCUUUAGAACCAUAGAGCCUACAUUUAGGGCAUGGUAUCCUUAUGGCUCUAUGCAGUGCCAUGUCUCUGUAGAAAUGCUCUUCUUUUCCACUUUUUUAAACCUUCAGGAAGCUGCAGGGAAUCUUAAAUCCUUGUGUAUCGAGCAUUUGUAUGCCUCCAGUGUCUUACAUGAUGUGGAAUCCAAAGAUAGCUGGAAGAUAUUUCCACAGAAAGUUCCAUUUAGUCAGACUUUAAUAUAAAGGAAAAUUAAUAUUGUUUUUAUAUUUUCCCUUUGAACUUCAAUUGUAUCCGACAUUGUACCCCACAAACUGUGAGACAGGUGUCUGCCUGCAGAUUAGUAUGUGUUGCUGCCUUUGUGUUUAAUCAGAUCUCUCCCCAAAAUACACUGAUAUAUAAUGGACUGUGGAAGGUGUUAAUAUGCAUGUAUUAUUUUUAUUCAGGGACGAGUGAGAGUAUUUGAAAAUAAAAGAAACUAUGAAUUAAAUGUAA
Messenger RNA from Xenopus tropicalis (tropical clawed frog), 5191 nucleotides. RefSeq names its product mitochondrial elongation factor 1 (gene mief1). Gene Ontology annotation, biological process: mitochondrion organization. Lineage: Eukaryota; Metazoa; Chordata; Amphibia; Anura; Pipidae. The record is from RefSeq and is marked provisional. Gene Ontology annotation, cellular component: mitochondrial outer membrane.